This is a messenger RNA of Carya illinoinensis, 2416 nucleotides long. Its product is annotated as NADP-dependent malic enzyme-like. Gene Ontology annotation, cellular component: chloroplast. Lineage: Eukaryota; Viridiplantae; Streptophyta; Magnoliopsida; Fagales; Juglandaceae. Gene Ontology annotation, molecular function: malate dehydrogenase (decarboxylating) (NAD+) activity; NAD binding; malate dehydrogenase (decarboxylating) (NADP+) activity. Gene Ontology annotation, biological process: malate metabolic process; pyruvate metabolic process. The coding region runs from base 240 to 2177 and encodes 645 amino acids. The record is from RefSeq and is a predicted model, not a curated record. The transcript is spliced from 20 exons.
AGAGAGAGAUCGCGCUAUUUAUUUAGCUCGUUUGCAUCUGUACCUCCCUCUCCCUUCCUUUGAAGAGAGAAAUAACUUAGGGGGAGAGAGAGAAGGAAGGAAAGGAAGGAAGGGGUUUGAGUGUAGAAAGGAGAGCUCGACACUCUUUCCCGUCCCCCCAUUCUCUCUCUGUCUAUUCUUUCUCUCUCUGAGAACAGAAAAAUCAAAGACUCCAUCCUUUCACAUUUUCUUUUCCCAAGAUGAUCUCCCUAAACAGAAGCUCUUUCCUGAAUAAGACCGGGAUAUCUGGGUUUCGUAGCCCUUCCCCUGGGGCGGCGCUGAGAAGACGGCCAGUUUCGGUGAGAGUGAUGGCUUUGGGCACAAAUGGCCGGGCAGGGGAGAGAAACGCUGCCGUUUUGGUGGAGAACAGGUUGAAGGAAAUGAGAGAGGACUCCUCAGCUAUCGCUGACGUGGAGUCCAAACCUACCCUAGGCGGUGAAGUCCAGGACGAGUUCGACGAGGAUGCCGCCACUGAGGAGGAGUUUGUCACCCCUUGGUGUCUCUCUGUUGCGAGUGGUUAUUCUUUGCUGAGAGAUCCGCACCAUAACAAGGGGCUUGCUUUCAAUGAAAAAGAGAGAGAUGCCCACUUUUUGCGAGGUCUUCUCCCCCCAACAGUUGCUUCUCAUGAGCUUCAGGUGAAGAAAAUGAUGCAUAAUAUCCGCCAAUAUCAACUUCCACUACAGAAGUACAUGGCCAUGAUGGAUCUCCAGGAGAGAAAUGAAAGACUAUUCUACAAACUUCUUAUUGAGAAUGUUGAGGAGUUACUCCCAAUUGUAUACACUCCCACUGUUGGUGAAGCUUGCCAGAAAUAUGGGAGCAUCUUCAUGCGUCCUCAGGGUCUCUUUAUUAGUUUGAAAGAAAAGGGCAAGAUUCGUGAGGUUUUGAGGAAUUGGCCUGAGAAGAAUAUUCAAGUUAUUGUUGUCACUGAUGGGGAGCGGAUUUUGGGGCUAGGAGAUCUUGGCUGUCAGGGGAUGGGAAUACCCGUUGGAAAACUUUCAUUAUACACUGCACUAGGUGGAGUUCGCCCUUCAUCUUGCUUACCUAUAACCAUUGAUGUGGGUACAAACAAUGAGACACUACUGAAUGAUGAGUUUUACAUUGGGCUCAGGCAAAGGAGGGCAGCUGGGCAGGAAUAUGCUGAGCUCCUGGAUGAAUUUAUGACCGCAGUCAAGCAAAAUUAUGGAGAAAAAGUCCUCAUUCAGUUUGAAGACUUUGCAAACCACAAUGCUUUUGAUCUGCUUGCAAAAUAUGGCACAACGCAUCUAGUUUUUAAUGACGAUAUUCAGGGGACAGCAUCCGUGGUACUUGCAGGGCUAGUUGCAGCUCAGAACUUAGUUGGGGGAACCUUAGCUGACCACAGAUUUCUAUUCCUAGGUGCUGGAGAGGCUGGUACUGGAAUAGCAGAACUCAUAGCCCUUGAGAUAUCAAAACAGACAAACGCCCCAUUGGAAGAGACCCGCAAGAAGAUUUGGCUUGUUGAUUCAAAGGGGUUGAUUGUCAGCUCCCGCAAGGAAUCGCUCCAACAUUUCAAGAAACCUUGGGCUCAUGAACAUGAACCUAUUAAUGAACUUGUAGAUGCUAUUAAGGCAAUCAAGCCAACCGUGUUGAUAGGAACAUCAGGAGUAGGAAGAACAUUUACCAAAGAAGUGGUUGAGACCAUGGCCUCCAUCAAUGAGAAACCUAUUAUUCUUGCUCUGUCCAACCCAACUUCACAGUCUGAAUGCACUGCCGAGGAAGCUUAUACAUGGAGUCAGGGCCGAGCCAUUUUUGCUAGUGGCAGCCCAUUUCCUCCUGUUGAAUAUGAGGGGAAGCUUUUUGUGCCUGGCCAGGCAAAUAAUGCAUACAUUUUUCCUGGACUUGGUCUCGGUUUAAUAAUGUCUGGUGCUAUCCGUGUUCACGACGACAUGCUCUUGGCAGCCUCGGAAGCUUUGGCUGCACAGGUGAGCGAGGAGAACUUUGCCAAGGGACUCAUAUUCCCUCCAUUUACUAACAUUAGAAAGAUUUCAGCACAUAUUGCUGCUAAAGUUGCUGCUAAAGCUUAUGAACUUGGUUUGGCUACUCGCCUUCCUCAGCCUAAAGAUCUGGUGAAGCAUGCCGAGAGCUGUAUGUACAGCCCUGUCUACAGAAGUUACCGGUGAAUUGGUAGAAAUUUGUCCAUUUUAUUGUAUGAAUUCACUAUAAUUAUACCACCUCUGGCGCAAUCAAUUUCCUAUAAAAAAAAAAAUUAAAUUAAAUCUUUUCUCCCCUUCCUUCUACCCUUUUUAAGUCGUGGUUGGGUAAGGAGAAUCUGUGUGGGUGCUGGUAGUUGGAUUACAAGUCAUGUUACAUUUUUCAGUUUACAUGAAAUAAAAGUUCACAUUACUGAUUUUGGAUGAUA